AUGAAACAUAUCGUACGGCAAUCAUUGCUCAUCAUACUCAUUGCACUAACAAUAUUUACAUUAUCUAGUGACAGUAUGAGCGGAUCAGUCAAAUGUAAUAUAUCAUUCUGGAUUAAUUUUGUUGACUUUUCAUGUUUGGAUUCAUCAGCAAAUGUAACAUAUACAAAUAUGAAUUACAAUAAUGAAUGUACAUUGUUUGAAAAGUCGGGUGAUUGGUCAACAUACAAAUUGCAAGUGAAUUUAACAUCAAAAACUGUACUUAACUUUACUGCGUUUGAUACAAAAUAUUGUUUACGAGAAAAUGAAUUUCUAUUCAUUGAAAAAUCAUCAAAAUUAACACAAUGUACACCUGUUAAACUGAUCACAGUACAAGGAAAUGUUACAGCUGGUUCAAUUAUAGUUAACUGUAGUAAUUGA
Messenger RNA from Didymodactylos carnosus, 417 nucleotides. The record is from the annotation of a GenBank genome assembly. NCBI's taxonomy places the organism in Eukaryota, Metazoa, Rotifera, Eurotatoria, Philodinida, Philodinidae.